Callorhinchus milii (elephant shark) is the source of this 4322-nucleotide messenger RNA. RefSeq names its product periphilin 1 (gene pphln1). The record is from RefSeq and is a predicted model, not a curated record. Gene Ontology annotation, cellular component: nucleoplasm. Lineage: Eukaryota; Metazoa; Chordata; Chondrichthyes; Chimaeriformes; Callorhinchidae. The coding region runs from base 63 to 1151 and encodes 362 amino acids. The transcript is spliced from 9 exons. Gene Ontology annotation, biological process: protein localization to heterochromatin; negative regulation of gene expression, epigenetic; negative regulation of DNA-templated transcription.
GUCGGAGCCGAAGGGCUGGGAAGGGGGAAAAUGAACAGAAGCACGGUCAAAGCGAAGAGAGAAUGUGGUCGGAGUCGCGAUCACAGUUUGGAGAAAUAAAUCCACGGGGCCGUUUCCACCCAGGGAGAGGAAAACCUGUGGGAAAUGCAGAAUAUGAAAGACCAAUUACUGUAAUUCAGAGGAGACAUGUUUAUGACCGUGGAGGUGGUAGGGGUACCAAUUGCGACUAUAAUUAUUACCAUUCAGAGGAGUACAACCAUUCAGUGGACUACCAAGAUUAUUCUGGUUAUUCUGGUGAGAACCGUGGGUCAACAUAUGGACGACUGAGGGGCCCACCUCCCAAAACUGGAUCAUGGGAUGAUGAAAAUGGCAGAUGGUUCAGGGAAGAGCAUUCAGGAAAUAGACCUUUGGAUUACAGGGAUAACUUCAAAAGGAAUCACUACCAUCUCUCUCAGCACGUGAGAGAUCGUUCUCAUAAACGAGAAAGUCCUUAUUACAGGGUAUGUGUAGCAUCCAGGAAAGAAUCUCCUCAUAGUCGGUCUGGAUCAAGCAUCAGCAGCAGAAGUUACUCCCCAGAGAAAAGUAAAGCACCACCUUCCCAUCAUUCCCAGUACAGCAAAAAUAAGGAAAGAUCUUCUGUUUCCUCCUUGACCCCCUCUAGAGAUGAGUCUCCAUCUAGUUCUACGGUUGCUUCAAAGAGUGCAAGCUUUGAAAAGGCCAGCAAGAGUUCUGACAACCUGAAUAAAGAAAUUGUAAAUGACUGGUCUGAAAAGCAGCAGAUUCCAGAGUUGGAAAUAUCUGAGCAUAGUGAAAGCUUUGAUGGUGUUCAAAUGCAGAAUUCAGAGAAGUUGGAUGGUCUGGAGACGAAUGCUCGGAGCAGCAUUGAUCUUAUUGACCUAACUCAAGCUGACAACCGCACCAGAGCAAUAGCUGAAAAAACCAAGGAGAUUGAAGAGGUGUACAGGCAAGAUUGUGAAACCUUUGGUUUGGUUGUUCAGAUGCUCAUUGACAAAGAUCCAACACUGGAAAAGACUAUGCAGUUUGCAUUGAGGGAGAAUCUACGUGAGAUUGGUGAACGCUGCAUUGAAGAACUGAGAACAUUCAUCACCCACUAUGAUAUUGUUCCUGGAGAGCACACAGACAACCUAUAACUAUUUGCCUGCAUGUUCAAUGCUCAAUUUAACAACUGAAGACAUGUCAGGGUCACGUGAACCUGCUUGCUGUUUUGAUAUAUUAAAAACCUAGAGAAUGUAAGUUAGUUAGCAAUACAAUUUUGAUAUGUUUGCAAAACCAAGACAUUGGGUACGAAAAGUGCAAAGGCAAAAGGGAGAAUCUGUCACCUUUAUGAACAACAAUAUUAACUCAAAAUGUAUAUAACUAGAUAAUUUCUAAAAACGUAUAUUGUGAUUUGUGGCCUGAGGUGACUUUGGGUUUUGUUAUGGUGACAGUCAUGAUACUGUUGGUAGGUUUAACAUAAUAAAUAGAUAAGGAUUCCUGUCCUGAUCAUUACUGUGCCCCUUCCUGAAGUGCAUAUGUGGAGACUGGACUCUUUGAUGCCCUGUGGAUGAUCCAUCAGAAGAUGAUUGGAGAAAAUCUAGGGGUUGGGGAAGUGCAGUGUGAUGAUAUACUAUUGUGUCUUCCUACAGAAUGGUAGAGCAUGGGCUUAUGCUGCAUAUUUUCCAUAUUCUGAAUUCUGUUCGGCUUGAGCAUCAUAGGGAGGGAAGAUAUUUUCGCAGAAGUAAGGAAAAAAUAUCAAUGGUGAGUCAACUUAUGGUUAGUUAUAAAGAAGAUGAGAUCUAAGUGUGUCAAUUGUUACCCUCCCUCAUCUGCCCACAGCUCAAAAUAAAUACAAGGCUUUUGAGUACCCAUAUAAUCAAAUCAAUGAACAGAACUGCUGUCUGACCCUGCACAAGACUCCAUUUCUCUUUCAAGCCAGGAUAUGCAGUUUGCUGCCAGGCAUUUGCCAUUGUUGCCACUGCCAGAAUGUGCACCAUAGGUGAAUUGACACAUGAAUUUUAACAUUUUUUGCUUGACUCUUAUAAUUUGGUCCCCAGUCACACAAUUUAGCAACAGGCAGAAUAUCACUUCAAAUAUUCCUCCCCUCACUGUGAUGAGAAGCUAGUUGCCCCUGUUCCUCUGGCUAGUGGAACUGGUGAAAUGAGGAAUUGUGUGUGAAAUCAUUUACCCCAAACCAUACUUUGUCCUCAAUGGCAUAGACUUUGGAGAAAUGUUAGUAUGUGUGCAAAUGAGGAGUACUCAAAUGGUGGUUGUGUGAGUUUGUUUGCUGCUUAUUUUUGUGUACAACAAUAGGAAUUUGUUUCACUAACAUCUGUUUUACCAUGUGGUUUGGUAAUAUCUGUUGGUUGUUACCCUGGCUCAGAUGUUCACACUCGUCUCUGAGUCGGAAGAUUGUUGGUCAACUCCUCUUUUGGCUGCAAAUACUCCACUCCAAUUUACACUAAAUCCUUGGAAGCACUUUGAGAGGUUUCAACAAAAUGAUAAGGUGUAUCAGAUGCAAAUAUUAAUAUUAUUAUUAAUGGAUCAGAAAGGCAAUCUAUUUUUCAGAAGUUGCGAGUGAUUAUUUAGACCUGUCUAUUUUCCAUAUCAAAGGUAUUGGAAGAUACAACUGCCUGGUAUUAAUGGACCUCAGGCUUUCAACUUUAAUGCACCAUCUGUUCUCAUAUAAUAAUCUCGACUACUUGACUCUACCAGCACCUCUGGAGGCAACAUAUAAGUGUCUCUUUGAGCAAUACCAAAACUUUUUUUAAAUUCCAGUACGACAAAUCUAUCAUUUUGAAUCAUUUAACUGUGGGUAAGCGUUGGGACAAGACAAUACAAACCUUGUUGUAUUGUCCAGUGAUAUUAGAGUUUCGAAUUUGGGUUUUAUUGACAGGGAUAGAUCAAUUUUUUUUAUUUUGAAUAACGGAAUGCAGGAAAGUAACUUAAAUUACCAGCAUCAAUGUUAUAUUGCUGUUCAUCUGCAGCAGCGAACACCAGGUCAUCUCAAGUUGUAGUACUUGGGGCAGCAAAUCCUCGUGGGCUUGUAGUCCCUUCUUUAUCCAUAAUUUGAGCUGCUCGCUCUAAUUUUUAAAGCGAGUAGCUUUACAAUAUAAUACAGAUUAUUUUUGAAAUAUGAAGGUUACAAAGCAGGCCUGAGGUGUGAAUGAGUAUUACACUGCAGAAUUCUAGUAAUGUCCUAAAUGCAAUAGUCCAACCUGUCUAUGAACAUGCUGGAUCUUCUUAGUAUUCAUGUUUAUUGAAUGUGAAGUUUUUUUAAGCCCGGAAUUGAAAGACAACUUUGUUCUUUCAUGUUUCUUAACAUAAUUGAUUGAAUUGUAAUCGGAAAUGAAUUUCUAUAGUUGGGAAAUAUAGCUCCUUAUAGAGGUAGGUCUGCUUCAUCCCUGUUACCCUAUUUGUACUCAAGAUUUUGAAGUUGACCAGACAAAAAAGAAUUGUUGGAUCAAACACAUAAUCUGUAGUUAAUUAAUGAUUAUUUCGUCCUCCUACAGAAGGCAAAAUAACUCAGGGAUCUCUGUGGGCUCAGAAAAAUCUAACCUCUAUAACAAACCAUGUGAACAAAUUAUCCCUUAAUUGUAAGUUUUGGCAGAUUUAAUUAUUAUGCAAAAAUUUUUAAAUUCUAACUAGAAAUGUACCAAAAUAUUUUGGGCGGGAUUUAUGGUCUUGAUCACACAAAUUCUUCCGACGUGUUAUUCCAUUUUGUCCUAACAAGUGAGUGAACUGAGAUCGGUUAGUAUACAAUGAAAUAAGUAUUCAGAAAAAUAUUCUUUAAAAUGUUUAUUUUGAUGUAAAAUGUAUGCACAAUAAAAAGUAAUAGGAAUGCAAUACAAAGAUAAUUCGGAACUAAGAAAAAAGUAUUUUAGAUAUGUGUUUGACAUAUGCCAGCCAUGAACAUUUCUGCAUUGGCAUUGAUAUCUUUCUUUUUUUUAACAAUUUAAUGUCUGUAGUGUAUGAUACAUUUUCUCCAGAAAAGAGUCCUAAUCUUAAACUUACCUUAUUUGAAGUCAUAACUUUUGUCAUGUAAAAUAACAAGAUUAGAAACUGAUGUUACAUUGUGCCAUAUAAAAUAUUAAGCUUAUACAUUACCCUAGAGUUUAUAGAAUAAUAUCAAUGCAUGAUGAAGUUGUCUUCUAAUUCCAUUUUAUAUGAUUUCAAAGAUGUUUUUACAUUUGUCUUGCAAAGCGAUUGUGAUUGUUUAUUGACUAAGAACAUAUUUUCUAAACACGGUUUACUUUUGUUUGCUAGCUUUAUUUUAAUGUUACAUGUUUGAAUUAAACUGCAAAUAAAACCGUUUACUUCAUUUA